Anarrhichthys ocellatus (wolf-eel) is the source of this 1556-nucleotide messenger RNA. It is a transcript of the gene utp4, whose product is annotated as UTP4 small subunit processome component. Gene Ontology annotation, molecular function: protein binding; RNA binding. Gene Ontology annotation, biological process: maturation of SSU-rRNA from tricistronic rRNA transcript (SSU-rRNA, 5.8S rRNA, LSU-rRNA). The record is from RefSeq and is a predicted model, not a curated record. NCBI's taxonomy places the organism in Eukaryota, Metazoa, Chordata, Actinopteri, Perciformes, Anarhichadidae. Gene Ontology annotation, cellular component: small-subunit processome; 90S preribosome; t-UTP complex. Bases 268 to 1437 code for a protein of 389 amino acids. The transcript is spliced from 9 exons.
CUACCGGUUCAAAGGCUCUCAACGUGGCCGCGGAUGUUUUCCAGCGUGUGGCGUGAAGAGCGGAGACAGUUUAGUGACUUAGCGGUGAACGACGUGUUCUGGUCUCUGUGAGUCCCGGUGAAGUCAAAGAGUCGCUCGUCGUCCUCCGGUGUGUCUGACCGGGAGGUCGCUGGUUUUGCUACCAAACCGCGGGUUUAACGGACGUGUUCUGCUGCCGCCGGACCCGCUUCAACCCGCCUCCUGUUUGUGUUGUUCUCAAUAGUCACAAUGGGUGAGUUCAAGGUGCACCGAGUUCGGUUCUUCGACUACAUGCCCACCGCUAUCCGAGCCAUGGCGUUUAACAGCCGCACGGAGCGGCUCGCCGUGGCCCGGACUGGUGGAGCUCUGGAGAUCUUCAACUUCGCUGACAACUACUUCCAAGAAAAGGUCAUCCCAGGACAGGACGGCAGGGCUGUGGAGGCUCUGUGUUGGGUGGGCCGACGUCUGUUCAGUGCCGGAUUGAAUGGAGAGAUCACAGAGUAUGACCUGGAGAACCUGAGGCCCAGGUACACGGUGGAGUCCUAUGGAGGACCGAUCUGGACCAUCAGUGGCAAGGGAACACUGCUAGCGGUCGGCUGUGAGGACGGGACAGUGAAGAUGUUUGAAAUUCUGGAGGAGAGGAUUCAGUUUCAAAGAAACCUCGACAGGCAGAAAGGUCGCAUCAUAUCUCUCUCCUGGCAUCCCUCUGGUACACUGAUUGCUGCCGGCAUGAUGGACAUGAUCAGAAUCUUUGAUGCUGAGACGGGCCGCGCCACACACAGGCUGCUGGUGGAGAGAGGUGUCGGAGCCUCCAAGAGCAAAGAGGUGGUGGUUUGGAGCGUUGUCUUCCUGUCCGACCACACCAUCAUCAGCAGUGACUCGGCAGGAAAGGUCCAGAUCUGGGAUGGACUCACAGGAACUCUGGUCAGAACUCACCUGGUCACCAAGUGGGACGUCCUGGCUCUGUCUGUUUCUCAGGAUGAGAGCAGUCUGAUAGCCGGGACGUCAGAGGGCACGGUCAUCCAGUUUCAGUUCAUCUCCUCCACUGUGGACCGGCACGAUAAAGAUUGGGUCCGAACCAGGACCUUUAAAAACCACUCUCAUGAUGUGAGGGCGCUGGUCCAUACCGACACUGCUGUGGUGUCUGGAGGUAUGGACACCCAGCUGGUGGUGCGCCCCCUGUUGGACAAGGUGGAGAAGAACACCCGCGAGUCAGCAAUGCGCAAAGUGGCUUUCCCACAUAGAAGCCUGGUGUGUUGUGCAAAGAAAGCAGGACUGCUGCUCUUCCAGUUCGCUGGUCAUUUGGAGCUGUGGAGACUCGGGGAGAGCGAUGGACAUGGGAAGCCUGGUGACAGUCUUCCUGUGAAGAGAAAACCAGAGAAGCUGAUCCAGCUGAAGAGGAAGGUGUGUGUGUGCUGAUCUCUGUCUGUGUGGCUCAGUGGAAGCUGAGCUCUGCUUCACCAUGUUACACGUCUAUUCAGGCCCUUAUUUUCACCAGUAGAAAGAAAAGAAACCAUUUUUAUUGUCAUAUACAUAUA